GCCGACAAACUGGUUGACCGAAGCCAGCAACCGAUUGCUGCGCUUGGGUCUUCGUGUUCAUCUUCAUCGUUUUGGACAGGUCGUGGAAGGAUUGACAGUAUUGUAAGCAAGCUUGGUGCUGAGAGAGCCACUACUGAAGGCAAUUCAAGGACUGUCUCGAUGGUCGUCGAUUCUGGUGCGGUCGUCACUCUGUCGGUAGAGAUCGAGGCGUUCAAUCAGAUCUAAACGCGAUACAAGUUUGUUGUGGCAUCGGCGCCAAAUCAAAGAGACCCUCUCCAACCAUGUGGGUUUCAGUGAAAGCAACGCGGACCGUCACAGUCCUGCAACUGAGGAAGAAGCUGUGUCGUAAAAACAACCAUAGUCUCCACGAGACGGUUUUGGUGUGUCGUGGGCAACAAAUGGACGAUGACAAGCCCUUGGCCUUCUACAACGUUACAGGGGUCGCACCUCUAGAACUCAAGGUCUCAUCCAAGAGUAACAACUGCACCUGCACCGUGUGCCAGCAAAAGAGCCGAAAGAUCACCGUCAACGUGGUCUCGCUCUCCACUGAAACCAGAGUGGAAUGCACACUGUGGGACACGGUGAGGCUCCUCAAGAAGUCGGUAGAGAAAGCGCACGGCAUCCCGGCGUCCCGCCAGAAGCUAAUGUUCAAUCGGGAGGUGCUGCACGAAUCUCGAUCUCUCCACACCUACAUCCCGGUAGACCACGCGGCCGGCGAGACCGUGAUUUCGGUGCAAUUAGUGCGAAAGGGCCCUCCCACGCUGCUGGAGAAGCUGACCAAUGUGAUGCGUCUUCAGAAGAGCUCCACCACCCCCACCACCGCAACCGUGGCGUUGUGACAUCCACGCAGCAUCACACUCACUCCGACACACUUAUAUCUGGCUGUGAAUCCUCUUCACCAUCGCCAUGUUCCUCACUCCCUGCAGACUUGGACACCCUCGCAGCAGCACAGCUUCUGUCUACGAAACCCUGAUUCUGCAGUGCUUGUACAGACAACGCUUGUUUGUUUGUUUUGUUUGUAAUUUUUAUGGUUUACAGUGUGACUUUUUAGCAUUUUUGUGCUCAUUUAGACCGUAGCCCACUUGGAUUUGAUUACCAUUUGAUGUGGGAAUCUGUCAAGGUUGUAAGGCAGGGGUGGAGGGAUAAACUAUCCUGAUACAUUUUCUUAAGAAAUGUGGGAGGAAAUGUGUGAGAAAUGAAUAAGUUGAAACGAGGUUUGUCAA
Messenger RNA from Physcomitrium patens, 1223 nucleotides. RefSeq names its product ubiquitin-like protein-NEDD8-like protein RUB3. The record is from RefSeq and is a predicted model, not a curated record. Gene Ontology annotation, molecular function: polyubiquitin modification-dependent protein binding; proteasome binding; ubiquitin binding. Gene Ontology annotation, biological process: proteasome-mediated ubiquitin-dependent protein catabolic process. Lineage: Eukaryota; Viridiplantae; Streptophyta; Bryopsida; Funariales; Funariaceae. Gene Ontology annotation, cellular component: cytosol; nucleoplasm.